Molecule: messenger RNA, 282 nt
Organism: Ostertagia ostertagi
Lineage: Eukaryota; Metazoa; Nematoda; Chromadorea; Rhabditida; Trichostrongylidae
Source: the annotation of a GenBank genome assembly
AUGUUCGAUGUGGCGCGCUCUGAGUCACCAAAGGACGAGCGUACAAAUGUGAAGGACACUCCGUCGGAAACCACCAACCAGGUUGAAAACCUUGAACUCUGCCUUUCCGCAUGUCUGUCGAGUGCUAUAAGGCAAGAUAGUCAGGAUCGUGUUGGUGGUCUAUGCGGUGAAGGCGGAGAGGCGGAGAUAACGUUAGAUGAUGAUUUUGUGGAUCGACUGCACUACCUCUACACCUCCACCUUGAUACUAAUGUUUGCUGUUUUAGUAUCCGCUAAGCAAUAC